Messenger RNA from Gryllus bimaculatus (two-spotted cricket), 4649 nucleotides. Lineage: Eukaryota; Metazoa; Arthropoda; Insecta; Orthoptera; Gryllidae. The record is from the annotation of a GenBank genome assembly.
GAAGUUCCCUCUCAAAAACGCGUCAUCUAUAUUCCGAUUGGCUCUAUUAUAUACAACCAAGUGUACUCUGAUUUAAAUAGUGGCCCUUAAUGAAACAAAAGCUGGUUGGAGAGGGCACUGUCAUCGAAUUGAGAGCUUCGUUGUAACUUAAAUAUUUGACAAGAGAAUCUCAAUUAGAUAACUCGUCUUUGCAGCUUGUGAUCCCAAAGUGCCACUACAUUUAAAUAGAAGUAUACUCUGUUUAUGUUUGUGGAUGUGUGGGGGUGGAGUGGUGGUGGAUUUCGAGUGCGAGAGGAGGCUGUAUACGUGAUGAUCAGUCCCUUGUUGAGCAUGACCAGUAAAACUAGUAGUUUGAAAGCUCUUCUUUUGAGGGCAUGGAGAGAACGUUGGUCAGAUCUGCAAUGGGGCAUCCACAUCAAAACUAUUUUACCUCGUGGUGUUAGUGGAGAUGUGUACAAUUUGGCUGACUGCAUUUUACAACAAGCUUUAGUUGGUCCUGGCCCUAAUCACUUGGUAGUUUCCUACCUUAAGCAUUCUCUCAGCUCUCAGCUUGUGUCAUAUGCAGCUGUGCUACAAAGAAUAAGCAAAUAUGACAGUUUUCAUAAACCUCAUUGUAUAGUGAGUCUUCUUGAAUUUUUGGAUACAAUCCAGGGUGGUAUAACAUGCCGUGGUAAACCUGAAGAAGGAUUGUUAGCUGGAGCUGUAUUGUCCAUUGUUCAGUGGCUUCUUACCUGUGUCCAACAAGCUUUAAUAAACAUGGAACAGAUAUGCAGUGGUAGUGUAGAAUAUUUGGCAAUGUUAGAGAAACCAAGUGCUAUAUUGCGAGACAUGUUGGGAUGUGAUUUUAUGGUUGCAAUGCUGUGUUUGGCUCGCCAUGAGAGUAGUGGAAUGUUUCAUGAAGUGGUAAAAAAAUGCCAGGAAAUAGAGGGUUUAUUGAGUGAAAAUGUGAAAUAUCAACCUACUAUUCCCAUUGGUGAUUCAAUGAGAAAGUUAUGUCGCUUGGAGAAUGACUGUGAGUGGGGGAAACUGGGAUUGGAGACAGGAGUUGAUCAAAGUGAACCUGUUACAUACUGCCUGCAAGCAUUGCUUGCUAUUGAAGUUUUACUCAACCCAAGUUCAGACACACAGGUUUUUGUUAAUCAGAUGUUGAUGGUGAAAAGGCUUAAGGGGUAUAGUAUGGCAAGAUUAUAUUCAGAAAUAAUGCGAGCCUGUCUCAUUAGCCUAAAUGAUGUACUAGGAAGAAGUGAAGAAUCUCAAUGGGGGGCUUUUACAUUUCUUAAAGUACCUCACAUUCUUCGUCAACUGCAUUUUACAGAUAAAGGAAUUCAAGAAAUGCAGGAAAAGAAUGGAGACUUUUCUCAGGAUGUUGUGGAUGCAUUUGAAUUGUUGUUGCAACAUACGCCUUUGCUUGAUACAAUGGAUGCAAAAUGUUCAUGCAACUGUGUAGAGUGUCUUUUGAAAGAGCUUCUGAAAGUCAAACUUGUUACUGAGGCACAUGUGAACCAUUACACUAGCAAGAGAGAGGGAAUGGCUACAUCUAUCCAGAAGCUUGACCAAUCAGUUUCACAAACUGCUUCAAUUCCAAAAGUCAUUGUUCGGGCAGAGCCUACACUCUCUAAAAUAUUAAAAACUUUAGAUGCUGACUAUGUGAAAAUUCAAGAGGCGUUGCUUGGAGUGUUAUGUCAAGUAUUAACUGGAAAGAGUUUUGAACUUAUCAUGGCUGUUGCUGCUGUUGAAGGCAAAUUACGAACAUUUGUCACAAAACUUAUUAAAUUUAAUGAAUGUAGCAAACAAAUAGUUGGGGAAGUUGGCAAAGCAUCCCAAACUCGUGCUAUGCUUUUUGAUAUUUCAUUUUUGAUGUUGUGCUCAAUUGUACAUACUUAUGGUACAGAGGUGGUUCUAUCAGAAGAAAACAGUGGAGAUUCGUUUUUUGAACAGUGGGUUCGUGAAUGCAUGGUAGAACGUGGCCGGACUAAAUCCCCUGAUCAGAUGCUCCUUCACUGUGAUCCUGCGAGAGUUGAUGCAUUACUCACACAAUUCAAUUCAGCUGAUGGAGAUUUCAAAACAAGUCAAGUGAAGUGGCAUGAAGUUUGCUUGAACAUUCCUGCUGCAAUAAAGGAAGUGUUACUGGCUUGGGAACAUGGUUCACUUACAGCAACUGAUGUAAAACGAAUUCUUGAUGCUAUGCGUUCCCGCAUGUGUUGCCUUCCUGUGUGUGCUGCUGCUUGGCUUUGUAGCUACAUGCAGAUUCUUCAUCAAGAUGCCUUGUUGAAACCAAUGAACAUGGUUCAACAGUUUUUAACUCCCUUAAACAAUGGUGAAGUAGCACAGCAAGAUAAUUUUAAAGAAAGAUCAGGACUAAUGCUGCAAAUUAUUCAUAAAAUGCAAUAUAAUGUGAUGCCUCCUCCCCAAUCAAAGGCCAAAGUGUUAACAGUAUCACAUAAAAUAAUUGCCCGAACACCUAUUAGUACCCAACUUGAGAGUGUAUGGCAGGGAAUUCAGCAAAGAGGCUGGGUCCAUAUUGAAGCCACUCAUUCUCUGGAGAGUCUUCUUCUUGCUGCCGGCCCUGAGUGGUUUGUAAUAAAUCUUGUUCAGGAAGAGUUAGAUCGGUCUGUGGAUCUUGCACUUGGUGUUUUACAUCUCAAUAUUGAGCCAUGUACAUUGGCACUUUUGCUUACUGUCCUCCCUCAGUACUUACAUAACAAAUUGCUAAGCGAUGAGUUGGUGGAACCUCAGGCUUCUGCUUUAGCAAAACUGUGUGCUUAUUGCAUAUUUGCUGCUCUGGAACACCAGAACAAUACUGCCACAAGUUCAAGACCAAGCCGUAAGAGAUCACGUCGUGAUAUGGAAGGAGAGGAUUUGGAAAGUUUGUGCUCUACUAACAAGAUAGCACGUCUUGGAGAAGCAGGUGAUGCUGCUGAUCUUGUAUUUGGCUCAACCACAGCAUCUUCUGCUAACCCUGCAGGAGCAUCAACCCUCAGUUCUCAGUCAGGAAGCAAGCCUCCAGUCCCUCCAGUGAGGGAGCCCCUCCAAAGUGCUCUAGUGACAGUGUUCAAGAACUUGUCCUUGAUAACAAGCAGAGAUGGUGAAGUGUCACAACAGACACAUUUUACUUGUCGCUUUCUUCAGUAUUUAGUGCGAUGUGGGGGGAACAGGACUGGUCCAGUACUACAAGCAAUGCCUAGUACUCUGGUACCAAGCCUAUUACGUGCAUUACCAGAUCUUUUUAGUACUGAUCUUCUGUUACGUUUGUAUGAUCUUGACACUCCUGUUGGCAGGAAAGCUACUGCAAGGGAUUUGUGUAUGUUACGCAACAUGGCACUCAAGCAAAUGAAAGACUGCACCUAACAUGAAGGGAGAGAUUCAGAAAUGAAGGAAAUGCUCACAUACUAUGUCUAACAUAAAGUCUGAUUAUUCUGUUGUAUGCAACUGUUUUGCAUAUUGAAGUAUGAAGCUUCAUAAACCAGAGAGUAUUUUUUUCAGGUUUUUGUAAAUGUGUUCAAUGAAUGAAGAAAUUUUGGUCCAAGAGCAAUAGCUGCAAAGUGUGCUCAUCAGUUUUAUAAGUGACAUUGAUUUUCCCAUUUUUUUCUUUUUAAUAUGUCUGGGUUUCUGAAGGAUAAAACAUGAAAGCAUUUCAAGAUAAUGAAAAGCAUUAAUUGGAGUGGUUACUAAAUGUUUUCCAAUUUAAAGGGAAAUAAUACAUAAUUUGUUUGCUUUUUACAACGUGAUUUUUUGUGCUGAAAUGGAAAUCAUAUCAAUGGUUUAAUAUGAAAGUAUUUUAAAAUAUUUUUUGUACAGUAUUUUUAAGUGUGCAUGAGGUUUUGUGUAUAUAAAUUAUUUUGUGUGAUUGUUGAACAAAUUAAAUGAUAUGAUCAAAUUGAUAUUUAUUAAUACAAAUAUAUACAGGAAAUUUUAAAUAUGAGUGCAAUGUUGAUUUUUUAAUGUUUUCUGUGAUUGUAGUAGAAUCUAUUUCACUAAGGAAAUCACUACAUAUUUUUUGGAAACUCUUUAAUAGCCACUAACAUGAGAGCAACGUCCAGACUGAAACCUUGAGAUCUCCUGUUCCUUUUUAUUAUUUUUUUCCCCACUUUCUUUCUCAAUAUUCAAUUUUUAAAUUAUUAUUUAUGACGUGCAGAGUUUUCGCACAUAUCCAGAUUAUAUAAAUUUAUUUAUAACGAAAUAAAAAUAAAUACUCAGGAAAGGGAAAAGACAACCUUCUCUCUAUUCUAAAACAACUACAGAUGGCGCAGCAAUUGAAUAAAUGUUCAAAAGAAAUUCACAAUAAGUAUUUUGUGAUUUCUUAGGCCUGCUCUCAUUCAUUUUCCCACAUGUUCCUCACUUAUUAGCUGUUCUAGAACUAGUUUCUUAUAAAAUGCCAAAAACGUUUAUGUUUCCUUAACAUUUGAUAUAAAAGAUUAUAAAGCUUUAAAAAUAUGAUAAUUAGUAACUGAACUCCAUGGUCAAAAAAAUUACUGGGUGCUACAAUGAUGUGGACAAAUGUAUAAUAAAUACUAAAAUGUACAGAACUAUUGCAGUCAUUUUUAAAGUUCACAUUUUCAAAAUCAGGAAAUGGGUAGUAACAGGCCAGUUCUUGAAAAUUCACAAUUGGUGUUUAGAGAUAUUUUUCGUUCCUUUUCCAGGUACCUAAA